CUAUAUUCUGCCAUGAUAAUUGGACUGCUCUCGGACCAUUAAUUGAUGUUAUGGGUGUGAAUGGACCGAGAGUUUCUAGCAUUCGAUUUAUAUCCAUUACAUCCCAAACUAUUUCAAAAGGUACUUGGGUCCUUCCUAGAAGGAUACAUCCAAUUCUUAAUUUGCUACAUGCAUGUUUAUCUAAUAGCGUUCUAGACGUGACCUGCAAUUUGCUAAAAAAACUUUCUUUUGGAGCUGCACAAUCGACUCACCUCCUGGUAUUUUCUCUUCAUCCAAGACUUGGAUUUCUUUACAUUCCCAUUCACCAUCUCUGCCGUGGGCUAAAACAAAUUCCAAAAUAUGCUUUCAUUAUGUGGAUUACCGUCCGAAAUCCAUUGACAACAAGAGACAAGCUUCGAAGUUUAAGUUUGAAUGUUCCAAAUGUUCUUUCUCAUUCGAGGUAUGGAAUUCUUUCUUCAGUCAUAGAACUCUCUCUCUCUCCGUCUUUUUCUUUUGAGAAUGUGGUUAGUUGCGUCCAACUGACUUCAACAAACCAGAAGUGUAUGGAAAGAGAGAAGUUCCAGAUUGUAUACUUCAAUUUCAAAGCCUCUUCAAAUGAUUGUAAAGGAAAUUCAAGUCAUUAUGCGCGCAAAACUGUUUGGCUUAGAUCGCAAUGCUUGACUGAACUAUCAACUUUCUUCAAC
Molecule: messenger RNA, 683 nt
Organism: Thlaspi arvense
Lineage: Eukaryota; Viridiplantae; Streptophyta; Magnoliopsida; Brassicales; Brassicaceae
Source: the annotation of a GenBank genome assembly